Triticum dicoccoides is the source of this 592-nucleotide messenger RNA. RefSeq lists its product as uncharacterized. Lineage: Eukaryota; Viridiplantae; Streptophyta; Magnoliopsida; Poales; Poaceae. The record is from RefSeq and is a predicted model, not a curated record. The coding region runs from base 1 to 348 and encodes 115 amino acids. The transcript has a single exon.
AUGGCGGCGACCGUGCGCACAUGGCUGGUGGUGGCGGCGCUGGCGUGCGCGCUGACGCUGGCGCUGCGCUCGGCGGACGCGCAGGAGAGCGAGGCGCAGUCGCAGCCGACGUCGUCGUCGUCGCCGGCCCAGAAGCCCAACUGCGCUCCGGGCGCCGCCACGCCGUGCCGCGUGGGCGCGCUGCGCGACCCGGAGAACCAGGAGGAGGAGGGGCUGUUCAAUGUGAAGGUGAGGGCGCCGACCGCCGCGGGUGACUCCGGCGACAGCGACGACGACUACAGCGACCCCGACAAGCCCAAAGACCCCGACCAGUCCGACGACGACGAGCUUGUCGUUCUCGGCCACUGAUCUGAUCGCCCGGCCGGUCCGGCAUGAUCGAUCACGUGCGCGUGGCGCCGCAUGGUUUUUUGGUUUUGUUUGUUGGACUGGCCGGUGGCGGGUCGACCGGUGCUCCUUGGACUUGCAUUUUGUUGUUUAAUUCUUCAGCUAAUUUGUUGUUAAGUAAGUAUAAGUAGGUAGUGAGUGGAUUGGCAAAUAUGUUCUGUAAUCUAAUAACUGGAUUUGAUAAAGUGUGAUCCAGGAAUUUAGUCUA